Trichobilharzia szidati is the source of this 2035-nucleotide messenger RNA. Lineage: Eukaryota; Metazoa; Platyhelminthes; Trematoda; Strigeidida; Schistosomatidae. The record is from the annotation of a GenBank genome assembly.
GUUCAUUAUUUCACAGGAACAUUACUCUUCUUGUUAAUUUCAUUACUAUUACCAUUAUAUCCUGUUAGAGUGUUACAUUUGUUUUGUCACUAUUGAAACAUUGAAAUCAUAUUGGAACAUUGAAAUUAAUAAGACGAAAUCAUACUCAAUGAAUAUGACUGAAAUAGUAAAUAAAGCAAAGGAUGAAUUAUUAACGUGUGAUAGUUAUGGUAAUUUAUUGGACUUCUCUGAAAAGUCAGAAGUAGUUCAACAGGAGCCAAACUUUGGUUUCUUAUUCGAUAUUGACGGAGUACUUGGUCGUGGGUUAGAAGUAUUACCUCAAGCAGCGGAAGCAUUUAAAUUAUUAUGUGAUCCAGAACAAAAAGAGCUACGUGUACCUGUAGCAUUUGUCACUAACGCAUCUGGAGAUGCUUCAGCAAGAGCUCGUAUGAUUUCUAAAUGGUUUGGAAUCAGAAUAUACACUGAUCAAGUAAUUCAAGCUCCAAGCCCACUGUCGGUUUAUAAAGAAUAUCAUGAUAAAUGUGCUUUGUUCAUUGGACAAGGAAAUAUUACUGAAAUAGCUAAAGAACUUGGAUUUACAAAUGUUGUAACCCUGGAAGAUGUAAAAGCUGCCUAUCCAUUGCUAGAUAUGGUUGAUCAAAUCAAUCGAAGACGUGUUAUUAACGAUCCACCUGUGCCAAAACCAAUGAAAAGGAUUGAAGUCAUCAUAUUAACCGGUGAACCAGCACGAUGGGAAUCAAGUUUACAAUUAUUAGUCGACUUAUUAAUGACUGAUGGUAAACCAGAUGAAGUACCUGAAGUAUUUCCAGAAGAACACUUACCAAUAAUUGCAUGUAAUAUGGAUUUAGUAUAUAUGGAUAAGGCUGCUUUACCAAGGUUUGGUCAUGGAGCCUUUCUAGUCUGUUUACAAACUUUAUAUCAACAAUUAACUGGUUAUAAAUUACGUUAUACAUCAUUAUUGGGUAAACCAAGUGAAAUUACAUUUCGUUUUGCUGAGCAUAUAUUGAAUUUAACAUCGAAACGAAUGGGAUACAAGAGACCGAUUGAUCGUUUAUACUUUUUAGGAGAUAAUCCAGAUGUCGAUGUCUUAGGCUCGAAUCUAUACAAUAACUUUUUACGUCGAUUUCGUCAUUUAUCUGGUGGAGAUAAAUCUCCAGGUGAAGGACACAGUCAAUAUCAAAAGGUUUCUGUUGCAGGUUCGCGUACUGUACCACCAAAUGCAGCAUUUUUACCUCAAACUGCUAGAGGAAUUGACUCUAUCUUAGUCAGAACUGGAGUAUACAAGCCUACACCUGGAGCAAGAGUACACUAUUGUCAUCGUGAUUUUCAAGGUGCAGCUGAUCUUGUCUUACCAACAUUUGAAGUUGAAGAUUGUUUAGAAGGUGUUGAAUUAGUUCUUGAUAUGCAAAAAUUUCAUCCAAGUAAAUAAUCUCAGCAGUAAAAAUAAAACUAUAAUAACAGUAAUCAUAAUAAUCUUAAUUUCAACCAAUAAAAAAAUGACAACAAAUCAACUCUGGGAGUAUAUUUAGUUAGCCAUCACACUAUUUUUUUUCUCUUUCUUCUUGUUUUCAAUAAUUGACUCAACAAUUUCUGAUUCUUAAUGGAACAAGUUGUCUACUUUAUUAAGGAAUUUAGAUAUCUUUAAAAACUGCAAACAAAGCUAAGCCUUGAAAACAUAUUAAGUAACAUGUUAAAUGAUUCAGUGAGUUGCCUACUCAUGCUGCAAAAGAAUUUAUCUAUGAAUCAGUAUUACUAUUAUUAAUAGAACUAUUAUAAUCAUUGCCCUCUUCCUUAUUAUACGAUGUAUGCUAGAUGAAAAAUUAAUAUAAAUUCCCCGCAGAAGGUAGAAAUAUAUCCACAUAUUAAGCCUAUAUUGGCGGUGUAUUGGUGAAUGGUUACUAAAGUCUACUACAACACACACACACCCCAGCCCUGAUUUGUUUUACCAGUUUUACAUUUAUUUCUCUCUAUUUUUAAUUUUAAAAUAAGUAAUAAAUGUUUUAGUUACUAAAAAGAAACAUACAAUUACAAUACA